This is a messenger RNA of Tetrahymena thermophila SB210, 3795 nucleotides long. Its product is annotated as cation channel family protein. The transcript has 10 exons. NCBI's taxonomy places the organism in Eukaryota, Ciliophora, Oligohymenophorea, Hymenostomatida, Tetrahymenidae. The record is from RefSeq and is a predicted model, not a curated record. Gene Ontology annotation, molecular function: voltage-gated potassium channel activity. Gene Ontology annotation, biological process: regulation of membrane potential; potassium ion transmembrane transport. Gene Ontology annotation, cellular component: membrane.
AUGAAAUAGGAGCUUUAAUAAUCAUUUACUGAACAAAAAUUUAAUAGAUUAGAGCUUAGCUCUUAGAUAAAGAAAGAUGAAGAUAUGACAUACUUAUAGGAUUUUUGCUCUGACUCUGAUCUUAAAAAAAGAUCUGUUUUUAUGAAUGAUAGAUAUCAUUAAAAUAAAAAUCAUGGAUCCUUAAACUAAAUUAAAAAGAAGUUAGAAAGCGAAUAGGAAAUUUAGUUUCCUUCAAAUCAUGAUGUGAUUUAAAAACAAUAUUUCGAAUAAAAUCUUAUUUAUUAAAAUAUUUCGAAAGAUUAUAAUCUAAACGCUGAUGGAUCUAGCACGCAUUAAAAAUUUAGUAAUUCUAAAAAAGAUCAUAGUGGCAAUGAUAUUGCUGAUUCUAACAUUUUUGAUAAUUUUAAUGAGAAUAAUUAGGCAGAAAUUUCAAUUUAUAAAUCAGCAAUUAUUAGAAAAGGACUAUCUCAAAUAGAUGGAGAUAUAGAAAUCAAUAGGAAGAAUAGCUUAAAGCCAAACCAAGUUACAGACUUUGAUUUUAAAACAAUCAAACAAAAUAGUAAUGGUGCUAUGUAAAUCAACAAUCAGUAAAAUACUGGUCGAAAAAUACACUUUAAUCAAAUUUAGUAAAAUAUAUCCAAGAAUAAUUUUUUGAAAAGACUCUACUAUGUUAUCCGCUUUAUAAAAAAAAUGAAGUUUAGUGCAUCAGUAAGAAAUAUAGCUAACUUGCAACUUGACUAUUUUAAGUUAAUCAAUGAUGUUUCUUUUGUAUAAUAAAAUAUUACCAAAAAAACAAAAUUUAUUGGAAGACAAUUAUUACCAAGUUUUAUAAUAAAUUUUAAGAUUUUUGAAAAGGAUAGCAUAUUUAUGAUUUUAUUUUAGAUUCUUGAACUUUUGGUAAUAUUACUAUAAAUAUUUUGGUUUCCUUUGCAGUUAAGUUUUUAAAUGCAACCUAGCAUUUUUUUAGAAUUUUUGUUAGUUUAGGCUUCUAUUGUGAUUUUUGUUUUUUCUAUUAUUGUAAGAUUUAACACAACAGUUUAUAUUGAUGGAAACAUAGUUUAAAGUAGAAAAAUAAUAGCUAUGAAGUAUUUAAAAGGUUCAUUCACAAUUGAUGUCAUAACUACACUAGCAUUAAUACUUUAAGAUCAGUAAGAGUAAAAGAUUUUAAUCUAUUUAAUAAUUCUGAGAUUUCCUUAAAUUCUUAACUUAGAAAAUGAUGUGAAGUCAUCACUAAUUACAAAAAAACAAAAAUAUUUAACUUGCUAUGAACUUAUAAAAUUAAUUAUUUUUGUAUUAUUUGUCGCUCAUUUCUGUGCUUGUGGGUUUUACUAUGUUGGCAAUUCUGGAGAUCAAAACCACAAUUGGAUAGUUUAGAAGGGUAUAUCUGAAUAUACAAUAGAAUAGUUAUAUGUAACAUGCCUUUAUUUUGCUAUAAUUACUAUGAAUACUGUUGGAUAUGGAGAUAUAGUUCCUGUUAAUACGAGUGAAAGGAUAUUUGUUUUAAUAAUGGUUAUCUUUAGUUGUGGAGUUUUUGGUUAUUCGAUUAACACAAUUGGUGAAAUUAUCAGAUAAUAAUAACAAAACUAUGAAUCAUUUAAAGUUUAAUAAAAGCAUAUCUUAAACUAUUUGAAUCAGAGAUAAGUAUCCAAACAGCUUACUAUCAAAGUUAUUAGAUAACUUGAGUACAUCAUCAGUUAAGAAACUUUCAAUUAAGGAAAAUAUGUCUUGGACAAGCUCAAUGAUUCCUUAAGGGAGGAGGUUAAAACAGAAUACUUUGGAAAAAUUAUUAUAAACAAUAAAUAAUUCAAAAAAAUAUUUUCAAAAUAGUUUUUGAUGAAGCUCAGUUUACUCAUGAAAGACAUCAAUUUAUAUCCAAAUGAAAUACUUCAGAAAAAGGGUUCCUCUCCAACAAGACUUUAUUUCAUAUAUAAAGGAUCUAUAAACUUAGUCUUUUAAUCAGAAAAGGAUGCAAUCAUCGAAGAGUUAAAUGUUGGAAAUAUAGUUGGACUCAAUAAUUUUUUUUGUUAGAAGUAGUAUCAGUACACUUUAAAAAGUAUGAAUGUAGCUAGUCUUAUAUACUGCGAGUAUGAUGAUUUUGUAGAACUUCUAAGCCAUUUUCCAGAUGAUAAUGAAAAAUUUUUUUUGGUUCGUGAUAUUAUACUGCAAAAUAUUAGUAAUAAUAUUUUUUCAUAAGAAUAAUGCAAGUGUUGUAAGUAGUAUACUCAUUUAACUUACAAUUGUCCAUGUAUAUCGGUGAUUCCAAAUAGAGAUCUUAUUGUUAAGAGAUAUUCGUUUUCUUCUAUUUAGUAAAGAGGGAUCUUUAAUAGAAAAUAAAAAAAACAAAAUAAUUUGUGUAACAGCUUCUUUAAUAAAAUGCAUAUAAAAGAGUUUAGAUAUGAAUAUGUAGUCAAAAACUAAGUAACUGAUAUUGACUAAAGUAUUUUGCAACUAGAUAGAAAGUUUAUUUGCAAUUGGGAUGAUAAAAUUUUUUUAAAAAAAAUACCACAAAUUAAAUUAUUUAAUAUGUAAGAGAUAAAGAGAAAAAUUUAAGAAGAAAGCAAUGACCUAAUUUACGAAGAGGAUGAGUUUGAUUCGGAGGAAGAAGAAGAAGAAUUUGAAACAAAUUAGGAUGGUUUAACAAGCUCGGCUAAUAGAGCAGUACAAUCUAACUUAGAUUAGUUUUUGAAAAAAGCAGACGAAAUAUCUAUUUAAAAGUAAUUAAAAGACGAAAAUGUGGUAGAAUCGUCUCUUGAAAACUAUAAAGAAAAGCCUUAAAGAAAUUCUACAAUAUAAUUCAUGAAUGAUAGCAAAAGAAGGGUAACUCUAUAAAAUAUCGAUGAACAAAAUAUGUAAGACUCAAUUGAAAUGAAUAUGAAUGCCAACAAAAAAAACAAGAAACAGAAUAGAAAUGUUGAUUACCAAGAAUCUUAUGGCUCUGCGGGUGAGAUACCAAUGAGUUCUAAAAAUAUCCCUACAAGUAAACAGGAUCUAUAACCAUAAGGUAUUUCGACUCUAAUGAAUAACAUUGGAAGUUAAAUGAGUGGGUUUACUCCAUCAAUAAAUACAGGUUACAUACCUUCCUAGACGUCAAAUUAUGUGCAUUACACUAAUAAAAAGAUGAGAAGGAAAUCUCAUUAAGCAUAAUUAGAAAAACCCCAACAUUAGCCAUAGCAAUAAAUGGGAUCAUAGCACUUAAUUUAGCCAAUAUAAUAAUAAAUCAUUCUUUAAUAAUAACAACUUUAAUAGCUAACUCAAAUAGCUCAAUAAUAGUAAAUAUUAUAAGGAGUUAAUAAUCCAUAGCAAAGCUUUACUAAUUUAUUAUAUAACUUAAGUAGUAGCCCUAACAUAAAACCAAGAGGCUCAAUAAAUUUACCUCAAAUUCAUCAAAUAAAUAAUGCUGCAAACUAAUAAAUUAAUUAAACUCUCUUUAAUUUAAUGCAAGUUAGUCAAGGAGGAACAUUCAUUCCAGGUACUGUAGGCUAAACAACUUUUCUUACAAAAACUUUCGACCAGUAUACAAGAGAUAAUUAAACUCUAGAAAACAUGAAUCCUUUUGAAAAUUAAUUUGAUAAAUAAAAGGAUUACAAAAUUUAUUUCCCACUUUUUAACUUAGAAAAAGUUCUUUAGGUUAUCAAAAAAAGAUUUUAGCUUUUGCGCAUUAAAAUCCCUAAAAAAAGAUUUGAUUUUAUAUUUGAUGACACUUGCUCUUAAAGAAAAAAAGCUAAAAAAUCUACAGUGGGAACAACAUUUUCAAAAAAUAAUACUAAAUUUUUAAGAACAAGCAAUGUUUAAUGA